AUGGUGCCUACUGAACAUCAGAAAGAUGUUAUAUUAACGUCUUUUUCAACUCUAUCUAUUCUGCAGUUAAUUAAGGAUGCACAGCAGAAGCAUGGAUUACGUCAUGGAGAUUAUCAGAGAUAUCGAGGUUACUGUGCGCGUCGUGUUCGGAGGAUUCGAAAAUCACUUGGGUUCACCCAUGUACAUAAAGGCGUUCCGAAGCACGCUGCAAAAUUCAUUCCAAGAAAGCUGACAUUUAAUGUUAUCACUGAAGAAAAGUUUCUCCAAGUAGCAGUUUUUGAUGCUGAAAGAAAUUGGUCGUAUGCAAUUCAACUAAAACAAGAAGCUGGUGAAGACGCACAUUCAAGAAAACGUUUUCAUAUGAUUGGAAAACUACGAAGAGCGGUAAAGCAUGCAUCGAAUCUCGAAAAUAUCAUCAAAAGUUGUGAAAAUGUAGACGCAGUGACAAGACUAGAAUCGCAGGCAUAUAAUUCAUGGAUGCAUGGUUGUCUUCGUUUUGAAUUGAAGGAGUGGAAAGGAGCUUUGGAAUGUUUCAGAACAGCUAAAAAAAUAUAUGAAAAACUUGCUACAGUUGUGAAGCUACCUAAUUUAGUGGAACUCUACAAAGUAAGGUGUCGAGAAAUACAGCCGCAAAUGCGCUAUUGUGAGUUCAAUUGUGGUGACGAUGCUAGUUGUGAUGCUGCAAUGUCUGAGAUGAUCAAUAUGAGACUACAACUGAGUGAGGAGGAAGGUGUUUUACAAGAAGACUUUGAUAAACUAAUAGCGGAGUUACGUACAAAAGCCGUCGUGCAUUGUAUAAAGGAUAUUGAGUGGGGUAAUGAAAAAGUUCCUGUAACGAAUGAUAAUGUCAGAAACCUUUUACAAGCUCUUGAGCAGUUUGACCACGAGCUUGUACAAACAACAAUUCAUGAAGAUAAGAUGACUCUUUAUGAUCAGUUGUUAAGCAAUAUCCGCGAUGUAAUACAAGUAUUGAAUGAGGAACAGAAGAAAUUAGUUGAUAAUGAAACUCACAUUGGUGACGAACAGUUUCCGAAUCGGCUAACUAUUAUUUAUCUGGAAUUUAUGCGUCUCAAAAGAACUAUUGAACGUUACGUCAUGAUCAUUACACAUACAAAGACACAGACCGAAAAGAAAAUCAAACCACAGGAUCUGAUUCGUUUAUGCGAUACAGUGAUUGAAAACAGUUGUUUAAUUUUGCAACUGCCAGGUGUUGCAAAAAAUAAAGAUUUGGAACUAGCAUACAAAGCGAAAGCAGAAUAUUAUCGAGCACUCAGAUGCUUCUGUUUGGCUGAGGCACAUGCAGCUUUAGCAAAGUGGAAUGAAGCUAAUGUUUUAUACGAUCGGGCUGUAGAUCGAGCUUCGAACACUUCACUGUUGCUAAAAAACGCGGAAGGAAAUCCUUUCAUCGUAGAAAAAGAAAUUGAUGUGAAGAAUUUGCAUGAACAAAUAACAGCAUCAAAAUUUUCUACUCAAGCAAAUCGUCUUGCUGAAGCUGCAGGUGGCAAUAAAUGGGAUGAAAAACAAGAAAAUUCCGAUAAUAAACCUAUCAUUGAUACUUUGGACGAAUUUCGUAAAAUCACACUCAAAGACUUGCAUAAAACAGAGCAAAAUAUUCGCAUAAUAUCAGUGCCUCCUUCAUUCAUUCCAAUGCCGAACAAACCCAUGUUCUUUGACUUAGCCCUGAAUCAUAUAAAGAUGCCGGAUUUAGAAUUGAAGAUCGCGUCUUAUGGAUUCGAGAAGAAGGGCACAUCGCAAAGCAAUGAAAAGAUAAAAAAAGGAGCCAAAUCAAAGCAGGAUAAACAGGAUGCGAGUCAACAAGGGAUUGGGGGUUUGGUAAAGGGAUGGUUUUGGCGGCAAUAA
Molecule: messenger RNA, 1860 nt
Organism: Brugia malayi
Lineage: Eukaryota; Metazoa; Nematoda; Chromadorea; Rhabditida; Onchocercidae
Gene: Bma-srpa-68
Exons: 13
Coding region: 1-1860 (619 amino acids)
Biological process (GO): SRP-dependent cotranslational protein targeting to membrane
Cellular component (GO): signal recognition particle, endoplasmic reticulum targeting
Molecular function (GO): signal recognition particle binding; 7S RNA binding; protein binding
Source: RefSeq, a predicted model, not a curated record